UACACUUUUUAUUUGUGUUGGCGUCAAGGUUUAUAACCAGCGCGAGCCAAUGUAAGUUUAAACAAUGUUUGGGCCAAGUACCCAUCAGGCCCAUUAGUUGAUCUUUUAGUCGGUUCUUCGACUUUCCAGAAUUCUCAAGUUCUUUGCUUUUUUUAAAUCUUAAAUCAAUCUCGCUAAUUCAGUUUUUCUUCCGAUCUAAGUUCACGCCGGAGACCGAGAAACCCUUCCCUCUCUCUCGCGUAGGUAUCCAAGAGAAGAAGGAGAUAUGGGGAUAGUAAGGAGAAGCUUCUCUUUCCUAACGGGAACAGCGUGCGGGAUCUACAUCGCUCAGAACUACAAGGUUCCUAACAUCAACAAGCUUGCCCACUGCGCCGUCUCAAUCGCCAAGGAACUUGAAAAGAGAUAUCGCAAACCCGAAAGUAGUGACGACGUUUGACAUAUUCCACACCCAUCUUGCUUCAGUUUCAGCUGAUUUGAUCAUCGGUUUACUUGCAUGUAAAGAUCCUUCUUUUAUUAUUUGGUUUUAAAGUUAUUGAUUCUUAAAUU
Brassica rapa (field mustard) is the source of this 546-nucleotide messenger RNA. RefSeq lists its product as uncharacterized. Lineage: Eukaryota; Viridiplantae; Streptophyta; Magnoliopsida; Brassicales; Brassicaceae. The record is from RefSeq and is a predicted model, not a curated record.